AUGGACCCACGAAGUGCCAAAUAUUCCCGCUAUCGUUUGUUGGACACCCAACGAAAUACUGCCUCCAGUGUACCGUGCACCUGUGCCAUUUUCCUAACAGGACAAUUCAACCGAGUCAAUCGUACAGAACAGCCGAAGGGCAACCCCGGUAUACAGUUGGAACUGUUACAACACUUCCCCUGCACCGCUUCCGGGAACAAACAGUGCGCGAACAAGUGCUUGGAUGCGAUCGUCAAACAUUUACCCAAUUCACAGAACGUGAUAUGUGCCACUAUUGACCGGGAUUGUUUCCGGGAACGAGCGUAUCUGUUCUAUCAGAACUGCGCCCCUCGGUGGGUGAACAGUAACCUCUCUGCCGGAAAGGAAUUCUGCUGCCAAAACGACGAACCGAUGCGAUGCAAUCUGAUGGCCGAAUUGAUACGACAAUCGUUACACGAGAGCACUAACAACACGACCGUAGGCAGCUCCGAGGAGGACACAUCACGAGAGUGAUAU
This is a messenger RNA of Anopheles coustani, 495 nucleotides long. It is a transcript of the gene Fcp3C, whose product is annotated as follicle cell protein 3C-1. The transcript is spliced from 2 exons. The record is from RefSeq and is a predicted model, not a curated record. NCBI's taxonomy places the organism in Eukaryota, Metazoa, Arthropoda, Insecta, Diptera, Culicidae. Bases 1 to 492 code for a protein of 163 amino acids.